GUGACCUAGCUCUCGGCCCAUCCCUCUCUAUCCCCCGCCGCCGCACCAUUGCUCCGCCUCCGCCACCUAAAUCUCCGGCGAGCGCCGAAGCUCCAGUGACCGUCCUCCUCACCCUCUCCCGGCCGCCGCUAUGAGGCGCUUUCUCACCCAUCUCCACCACCACUCCCACCGCCUCCGCCCAUCCCCACCCCCCUCUCGUAUCCCCACAACCAAGAACAACCUCCCUUUCCUUGUCUCCCGUCGCCUCCUCUCCGACGACGCCUCUCCCCCGGCCGCCGCGCCGUCGCCUCCCCCUCCCUCGGCCGCCACGCCACCGCCUCCCCCUCCUCCGUCCGCCAUCGACGUCCCAAACGAAGAGUUGAAGCGGAGGUUGGAAACUUACUAUAAGGUGGAGGAUGAGUCGGAGCUACCGUCUGUCGCUGUGGCUGUUCUCGAGCGGAAUCUUGCAGAUGCACACAGUGACACCGAUGAUGAACUUAUCGAGGAGCUGCGCGACAGGCCGCUUCCUCAGGUCCAUGAUCGGGACUUUGAGGCUGACUUUGACGAGAUGUAUGAAACUGAUGAGGAGCUUACAGACCUGUACAACGCGAGGCAGUAUGUUGAGAAAAAGAUGAAGGAUGAGUCAUUUAACAUGAAUGAUACCAAGUGGGAUGAGGAGAUCAAGAAAGCAACAGAGAAGGGCCAGCUGAGUAACAUGAAGGAGUGUGAGGAUAUCCUCGAGGACAUGCUCCACUGGGACAAGCUACUACCCGAUGAGAUAAAGCAAAAGGUGGAGGCCAAAUUUAACGAGUUGGGGGACAUGUGUGAGAGGGGGGAGCUUGAACCUGAGCAGGCUUUUGAGCUAUUUAAAGAAUUUGAGGAUAAGAUGGUCUCGGAGUGCACAGAACUGAUGGAAGCAGAGCCGCUGACUGUAAAUGAACUUUCUGAGGCAGAUAAUAAGAGCGUCGAGUUGAAUGAUCCACCUGGUGAGGGACCUGUUCUAAGGUGGGAGUCACGCAUUGUCUUUGCCCCUGGUGGUGAUGCAUGGCAUCCCAAAAAUAGGAAAGUUAAACUCAGUGUAACCGUCAAGGAACUGGGACUUUCACGGCAUGCUUUCCGUCGAUUACGUGAGGUUGUUGGAAAGAGGUAUAAUUCAGGAAAAGAUGAGCUCACAAUAAUCAGUGAAAGGUUUGAUCAUCGAGAAGAGAACAGAAAAGAUUGCUUGAGAACACUGUAUGCUCUAGUGGAAGAUGCGAUGAAAGCCGACGAGUUGGCCAAUGCUGCUAGAAAUGCUUAUGUUAAGGGGAGGCUCCAGGCUAACUCCCAGUUCAUGGACCGGCUGAAGAUGAAGACACAGAAAUUAAGGCAAGCUGCAUAAGCUGCGGAAUGGAGCUUCCGGUUGGAAUAUUUCAUCUCCCUUGUUAUCAAUUAUUAUGGGGACCGUCAUGCUCAAUAUUUGUACGGCUAUCUGCAAUACAUGGAUAAGGAGAAAGAUGUGUCCUGCACUUCAUUUUGCUGCCCUUCUUUGCACUAUUUUGUAGGUUUACUGUAUAUUUUGCUCCUUCCAAAGGAAACUAUUUUAUGAACAUACCAUGCCCGUGCAAACCACUUUGCACAAGCGAUUAGUGAAGAAACUAUUAAUUGUCCCUGAAUAAGAAAGCUACGCCUCGCUGAUUCUAGUAAA
This is a messenger RNA of Aegilops tauschii subsp. strangulata, 1663 nucleotides long. RefSeq lists its product as uncharacterized. NCBI's taxonomy places the organism in Eukaryota, Viridiplantae, Streptophyta, Magnoliopsida, Poales, Poaceae. Gene Ontology annotation, molecular function: structural constituent of ribosome. Gene Ontology annotation, biological process: mitochondrial translation. The record is from RefSeq and is a predicted model, not a curated record. Gene Ontology annotation, cellular component: mitochondrial small ribosomal subunit.